This is a messenger RNA of Closterium sp. Naga37s-1, 825 nucleotides long. Lineage: Eukaryota; Viridiplantae; Streptophyta; Zygnematophyceae; Desmidiales; Closteriaceae. The record is from the annotation of a GenBank genome assembly.
AUGGCGGUUCUCGCGCUGCGCCAAGAGUCUCUAAUGCGCGUCGUGGUCCUAGCAUGUGUCGCGUGUACGCUCGCCGUAGCCCUCGCAGGCAGCAACAGCCAGGAUCUUGCUGGUGCAGACGCUGUUGCGAACGUGCAGAUCACGCCUAAUGACCCGCCAAUUCGUCGAGUUCAGGUCGACUUCAAUCCCGCUCCGACCCUGUCGUCGUUGUCGUCAGCAUCGCAGGGCGACGCCUCUGGCGUGACUCUUACCGCACCCAAGACAACCUGCUCCUUCGCGCUGCGAGAGGGUGAAUCGCCAUAUGCCAUCUUCGCGCCGUCCAAGCCAACGUCCACCAGUGCGCGCGUGCAGGCCGUUCUUGACGUCGUGCUGCCGGCUGCCGUCAAGGCCGUCAAUUGGACCGCUAGGCAGUCAGGGAAUUACGCGACGUGGUUCCGCCCGUCGCACUGGUUCCUCCCGAGCGACGUGGAAUCGAUGCUCCGGGUCGCGUCGUGGUGCACGGGACUGAACGACUUCGGCGACACGGGGUUCCUCAAGGGUCUCGCGCUCUGCGUGCACGUUACGGAGAAGUACGCGAGUCUCACGCCGUUUGGCCGGAUCGCCAUCUGGCUCGACGUGCAGCGCAUGCUGCAAGGCUGCCCGCGCCUCAUCGACUGCCGGAACUGGUUUCCGGAAAUCGAGGAGCAGCAGGUCCGCGCGCCGAUGGUCAUCCUGGGAAUGCCGCGCACCGGCACGACGCUGCUGUACAACCUCCUGUCGCUGGACUACGAGCGGUUCCGCUCGCCGCGCGCGUGGGAGUGCCGCUACGUGUACCCGCCGCCGUAG